UCCGAAAUUAAUUUGUUAUGAUUUUUUAGAUUUAGCUUUAUAUAUGGAAUUAGGUUUUUGCAGUUUAUUAGAUUUUACAAACUUUUUAAAGGGGAAAAAAAAUUAAUUUUUAGGUGAUUUUUAAGCUUGUUUUUUAUUAAAAUAACUAUUUUUGAUGAACCUAGAGUUUUUUUAAAAUAAGGCAUUCCAUGGGGAUAUCAAACCAGCUAAUAUAGUUUUUGUUUUUGAAAAAAAAAACUAGUUUGGUUUAAAAUUUAUUGAUUUUGGGGCUUCUUCGGAUGAUAUGGAUUUUUUUUUGGCUUAUUAUACACCAGCUUAUGUUUGUGAAAAGGUUUUUUUGAAGGAAAUUGGGUUUUCGGUUGAAGAGAUUUUUUAUUCAGAGGUUUUUAGUAGUUGUAGGAGUAUUUAGAAUAUGAUUAUUUUUAGUUCUUAGGGAAAUUUUAAAGAUUAUUUUAAGAAAAAUCAAGAUUAGUAGUUUUAAAUUUUUUCAAAGGAAUUUUAAAAAAGUCAUUAGAAAUUAAUUAGUGUUUUUUAAAAAGUUUAUGAAAAAAAAGAUUUAAAAUUAAAUUUAGAAUAGUUUUAGGAAAUUAUUAAAAUUUUUAAUUUUUUUGAUUUUGAAGGGAUAUUUGAGAGCUUUUGUUAAUAAAUUUAAGAAUUAGAAAAUUUUAUAAAAUAAUAAAAUUAAAAUUAGAAAGUCGUUAAAUGAAAUUUAUUAAA
This is a messenger RNA of Ichthyophthirius multifiliis, 717 nucleotides long. Its product is annotated as protein kinase domain protein. The record is from RefSeq and is a predicted model, not a curated record. Gene Ontology annotation, biological process: protein phosphorylation. The transcript has a single exon. NCBI's taxonomy places the organism in Eukaryota, Ciliophora, Oligohymenophorea, Hymenostomatida. Gene Ontology annotation, molecular function: protein kinase activity; ATP binding. The annotation marks the transcript as partial.